Messenger RNA from Eptesicus fuscus (big brown bat), 2770 nucleotides. RefSeq names its product DNA damage inducible transcript 4 like (gene DDIT4L). Gene Ontology annotation, biological process: negative regulation of signal transduction. The coding region runs from base 267 to 848 and encodes 193 amino acids. The transcript has 3 exons. The record is from RefSeq and is a predicted model, not a curated record. Gene Ontology annotation, cellular component: cytoplasm. Lineage: Eukaryota; Metazoa; Chordata; Mammalia; Chiroptera; Vespertilionidae.
GCGUUGACUUGGUUAGAGGCCAGAACUAAGUGCAUAAAUGAUGCUCAUUGAACAGGGCAACAGAGUCAAGCAAAGUGUUCCUUACGACUCUGCAAAGCCUCCGGUCAGGGUAACAGACAAAGGGCCGAAAGCUUCCCCGAGCCGGGGACAGAAUCUCCAGGCCCCGCAGCGCGAGUGCGCGGGAGCGCGCGCAGGCGGGGGAGUGGCACCGAAGAACCCAGCGCCCCAGGCCGUUCUGCCCCGCGAGGGAAACGGAGCCGUUGACCAUGGUUGCAACUGGCAGUUUGAGCACGAAGAACCCGGGCAGCAUUUCAGAGGUGCUGGACCACGGCUUCUACCCGGGGAGCCUGAUAAACGAUUUUGACUACUGGGAUUAUGUUGUUCCUGAACCCAACCUCAAUGAGGUAAUAUUUGAGGAGACAACUUGCCAGAGUCUGGUCAAAAUGCUGGAGAACUGUCUGUCCAAAUCCAAGCAAACCAAACUGGGUUGCUCCAAAGUCCUUGUCCCUGAGAAACUGACCCAGAGAAUCGCGCAGGACGUCCUCCGCCUCUCCUCCACGGAGCCCUGCGGCCUGCGAGGGUGUGUCCUGCACGUGAACAUGGAAGUGGGCAAUGUAUGUACAAAGCUGGAUAGGAUUGUGUGCGACUCCACUGUGGUGCCCACUUUUGAGCUUACACUCGUGUUUAAGCAGGAGAACUGCUCAUGGACCAGCUUCAGGGACUUUUUCUUUAGUCGCGGUCGCUUCUCAUCCAGCCUCAGACGAACUCUGAUCCUGAGCUCAGGAUUUCGACUUGUUAAGAAAAAGCUUUACUCCUUGAUUGGAACGACAGUCAUAGAAGAGUGCUAAGAGGGAAACAUUUUAAAAGGUCCUUUUUAUGAUUGGGUAAUAAAACUCUGCAGCUGCUCAGUUACAGUCAUUGUAGUUUGCCCUGCCUGCUUUCAACGAAAAACCCCAAAUCAAGUUCUUCUGUAUUUCAUAGUCACAGCAACCCCAACUAAAAAGAUUAUUCUGUGGCUUUUUGAGAAAUGACCCUCAUGUCUGCAUUAUACCUUUUUUUUUUUUUUUUUUAACAAAAUGGAAUGGAAUGAAAUGGAGUAAGGAAGGAAAAGGAGCCAUCCACUUUAGCUUUGUAUUUGACCACACGAAGUUUUCCAUGUAGUCUUGCUGAUAGACUAUUAAACCAACUUUGUGUAGUUUGAUUUUCAUAUUGCUUUUUUUCUGUAAGUUUUCAGAGUGAUCCUAUCAAUCACAGAAUCUUACUGAGUGAUGUUUAGUCCAUCAAUACUUCCAGAAGCCCACACCACCAAUUCCCUGCCCCUACCCUAAUUUGAAGGGUGCUUAUACAGGAGAAUAGAAUUAAGUGGGUGAGCAUAAUUAACACUUAACCCCAUGCAAGAGUGAAUAAGAAACCAUCAGGAAAACAGAACUACUUCACUGGUUGUUGGGUUUUUGUUGUUGUUGUUGUUUUUGCAUUCUCUCCACUCUUCUGGGUGUUUUUGUUCGUUUGCUUUAGUGUGUGUUUUUAAACAUGUUUUAUUGAUUUUUAGAGGAAGGGAGAGAGAGAAACAUCCAUAUGAGAGUGAAACAUCGAUUGGCUGCCUCCUGCAUGCCCCCUACCAGGGAUCAAACCCGAAACUCAGGCAUGUGCCUUGACUGGGGAUGGAAUAAGCAACCUUCCGUGCACAGGAAGAUGACCAACCAACUGAGCCACACCAGCAGGGUUUCACUCUUCUGUUCUAAAGAGGUGGCAUAAACUGAAGCUGCCAUUUAUAACUACAGUAUUGUUUUAAAUAACUUCAUGGACAAUAUAAACUCAGUUUUUCUAGUGCUCAAGUGUUGAAUGAUACCUUUAAACUAGAAAAAAAAUGGAAAAUGUUAAGCUGUUAUUUUGCAUAUAGUUGAUUUCUUUUUUUUUUUUUAUGUGAAUGAAUAUGGAGAUAGGACAUGCAUUCUCAGUUCUCAUCCCUUCCUCAUUCGUUUGAUAAUCUAGCUUCUUUUCACUAUUAUGUAUGCUUAAUCUCAGAUGAACCCUCCUACCAGUCAGUGUUAUCUCAUCCCUAGCCUCUCCUAUGAACCCAACUAUCUUUACCCAUUCUUCAAAGGAGAUAGCUGUAGACUACCACUUUUCAUUAUUAAGAUGUGUCUAUUACAACAGACUAGAGAAUGAAAGCCAGGAUGGAACCCAGCUUUCUUCAACCUAGGAUACCUGUCCCUAGGGAACAAUAAAGGCCUUAUGUUUUUCUUGUUCUUACUGCCUAGAUCAUUAGUCUUUUUUAUGCUAAUGAGAGAAUGUAACCUCCACACUACAGUGUUCAUUUCUGCAAGUCCUUCACAUCCUUACUAUGGGUCAUGAAUAAGGACUUUAUUUACAUCCUCUGUCCAAGCUAUUAGCAUCAGUUUACAUACCUGAGGGUGGUAGGGACUGAUGGCUUCAUCCUGGUGCAACUCAAAAGCAGGUAGAUCCUGUUACUCUAACUAUGGGUGACCUAAAACUUCACUACUCAAAUCAUAGAGCCCUCUCUAGGACUAGGCCAGCGUAAGUCAACCUUGUGUUGCAUGUCUAUUAUUAGUUAGGUUCUGAAGGUCACUGAUUCUGUGGGCGAGGCUUCUCCAGCAGGAUGUAGAGCUGUUGUCCCUUUUCCUCUAAACAGUUGUCUUUUAUGUUCACAAAGUGGUGAUAAUGGCUUAUGGAGACCUUUACUUAAUAUUUCUGUUAAAGGAAAUUAAAGUUUGUCUAUUUUUGACAAUAAAGCAUCAUAUAUUUUUAA